AUCGAUUGCGCAAAUGUCAACUAAAUCGCCAUUUUAUUCGCGCCAUACUUUGUAAACACAUCUUAAUUUUAACAAAAUGGCAAAAGUUAACAUCGUCAACGUUGUAGUCCUUGAUAACCCAUCACCAUUUAUGAACCCUUUUCAGUUUGAAAUAACGUUUGAAGCUUUGGACAAUUUAAACGAAGACCUUGAAUGGAAGAUAAUUUAUGUUGGUGCUGCAGAGAGUGAGGAGUUCGACCAGACACUGGAGACCAUCCUGGUUGGGCCGGUCCCGUGUGGACGACACAAGUUUGUCUUUCAGGCGGGUCCCCCUGAGACUUCAAAGAUCCCCGUUGCAGAUGUGGUUGGUGUCACUGUGGUCCUGCUCACAUGUUCGUACCGGUCCAAGGAGUUUAUUCGGGUCGGCUACUAUGUGAACAACGAGUAUGAGGAACCGGAGAUGAAGGAAAACCCUCCAACCUCGCCACAGUAUGACAGACUACAAAGGAACAUACUAGCAACCAAUCCCAGGGUAACAAGGUUCAAGAUAGACUGGGAUGACAUUGUGAUGCCCGUCAACACAGAGAACGGGGAGAACAUCCCACCACCUGCAAGCCUCGAGUCAGAGUCCAACCAGAUGGGCAUGUCAGGCUCCCGACUCCUCGAGGAGACAAAGCAGGCCCAGGUUGUCCCCAGCAUUAACACUAAUGGCAUAGACAUGGAUGAAACAAGCAUCAGUAUGUCUUGAAAAUUAGUGUACAGUGAGAACUCCUUUGGGUGUAUUGUGUGCAAAGUGGAGAUGGUCAGUCAAAUAGGGCAAGCUCUUCCACCUUGGGGAUUGACUGGAAAUGUUGUUGAUAAAAUCUUCGGACAAAGACAUUGUUCAGGAAGAAAUGUCACAUGUUAAGAGCUUACUCAAACAAGAGUAAUCUAGACAGAAGAAGUGGGUGUGAAUUGUUUGGAAAUUACUCUGUUUAUGAGGAAUGCAUUGUAUCAGAGUUAUUUAUAAAUGGAGUUGUUGUUGUUGAUAGUCAAGUUUAAUUAAAAACACAUAAUGUAUAAAAAAAAUGGAACUACUGUGUUACAGUAGUAAUGAUAAUGAAUGGAAAAUAAAAUGAGUAACUGCUUUUUAAAAGGAACAAUGACAUUUCUUUAAUUCUAAUAAAAUUUGUUAAUUUGAAAUGAUAGACCACAUUAUGAUCGAUUUAUUUCACCUCCUUCAAAUGUUGUAUUCAAAACAAAAAUAAGUGAUUCACAUGCUAUUUAUUACUUAACUUUCAUUUAGCCUAUGUUGUUAUAAAUGUCUAUGUAUGGAUGAGCUAUUAUGUUCGUGUGGAUAUAAAUCCGUCUCCAAAAAUAUAUGUGUGAUGAUGACUACAUCACAGCUUCUGAUAUUUAUUUUAUUAGCUUGUUUUUUGUUGUUGUUUUUCAAAGAAGAUGAAAUUUUGGUAGUGAUUGUGUCAUGCAAAAACAUACCCCUUGACCACAACUCUUCAAAAAAUAUUGAAGAUAUUCAAAUAAAAUUUGGUACGCAUGUUGCUAAACACACUCCUGCAUGUAAAGUAAGGGGCCAACGCCCCUAACUCGAAGCUCUAAUAGUCAAGUAAUGCCUUCUGUUUGACUGUACAAUCAUCAACAACAAAUGAGCAUUGACAUUCACUCUACAGCCCUUUUAUUCUCUAACUUGGUUGAAAAAAGAUUGUAAUUAUUACUAAUAAUUACUUAUGGGUAAUGUUAUUUUUUGUUUGAGUAUGUUGUAUUGUGCCUGUUCAAUGUUGUAAAGGAACAAUUGUUACUACUCGGACAUUAUGGGCAAACAACUAAUCAUAAUAAUGUUUUCUAAAAAUGUGGUGUAAUUGGCCAUUCUUUAAAAGUGAGUAAUGUGUAAGAUUAUAGGGAAUUUCAAUGCAUUUCAACAUCCAAUUUCAUGUAUAUCUUAGCUGUGUGAAAAUAAGUAAAACAAUUUCUGAUUUAGCAACCUAGGAUUUUGUUAACAUUUUGAAUCUGGAUAUAUCUUCAAUAGAUUAUUAAUAUUUUUAAAAUGUGCAUGGCGAGGCUAUGGAAAAUAAACAGGAUGCGAUUUAACAAAAUUUAGCAGGUUGUAAAUCAACUACGCACAUAAGAAUCUAAUUGCAAUAUCCUUGUGUACAUGUACACACAUGUAUAUUUUUGCUCAAACCAAUCUUGAUAUAUGCUGGGUAAAUCAUCCCAACAAAAAACUGAAUAUUACUCUAUGUAUACUUUGUCUUGUUUUCAUUAUUUUAUGUUACUUUUAAGAAUGUUGUGUUUGUGUAUGGUGUUGCAUUGCAGUUAAAAAAGUAUUCAAUCGCAACACCAUGUUCGAUGUAUGUGCUUUGUCUAAUAGAUGGAUAGUGCUAUGUAUGAUAAACCAGGUUACACUUAACAAAUGUAUUUCAUUGUUCCAGCAAGAAUAGUGCAUGAUUUAUGUAUGAACAGACAGUUAGGUAUCAUGUGGACUCCAAAUAAACAUUCUUUUACAAUAAAAUGUAAAUGUU
Mya arenaria is the source of this 2495-nucleotide messenger RNA. RefSeq names its product histone chaperone asf1b-B-like. NCBI's taxonomy places the organism in Eukaryota, Metazoa, Mollusca, Bivalvia, Myida, Myidae. The record is from RefSeq and is a predicted model, not a curated record. The transcript has 4 exons. Gene Ontology annotation, biological process: DNA replication-dependent chromatin assembly. Gene Ontology annotation, molecular function: histone binding. Gene Ontology annotation, cellular component: nucleus. Bases 77 to 727 code for a protein of 216 amino acids.